Odontomachus brunneus is the source of this 5453-nucleotide messenger RNA. RefSeq lists its product as uncharacterized. The transcript is spliced from 7 exons. The record is from RefSeq and is a predicted model, not a curated record. NCBI's taxonomy places the organism in Eukaryota, Metazoa, Arthropoda, Insecta, Hymenoptera, Formicidae. The coding region runs from base 360 to 1703 and encodes 447 amino acids.
GCGACGCGCAGCUGCAACCCCGUCGCUCUCCCGAGGACCCACGGCAUCAGUGAACGAGACGGCGCGGUUUCGUGCGGGCUCGUAUCGCAUCUCCUCAGAGAGUGCUCGGGGUUGCGAACACGCGGAGGUUAAGCCUCGGCGUCGGGUGCACCCCGUAUCGCCGUCGCCGUUGUCGACGUCGUCGUCGCUGUAACUGCCAUACGGACGAACGUGGCAUACGCGGCAUAGAACGUUUCUCUGGGGCAUCGAGGGUGAGAGGGUGCGCCGGCGGGGGGAGGGGAGGGAGAGCAGGCGACGGGGAAGGAUGUCGAUGCGCCGUCGGUGGUCGGUUUCGGGGGUUGACUCGCGCCGCGGGGGCGAUGAGCGCACUUCCCUCCGCCCUAAGACUGACCUGCUGCUGCUGCUGCUGGCUCCUGCUGACCUGCCUCGUCUUCUUGAUACCCGCCUGCAUCUGCGACACGCGGCAGGUACGCCGGACCCGAGAACGGCCAGGAGGUGAUGACGCGGUACGCGGAUCCAGCUACCUCAACAGCAACGUCGAUAUUUACGACGACGGACAGAUACCCACAAAUGGCGACGACGAGGAUUACCUCGAGACAAAUAUUACCGCGGAGAAGGGACGGUACUUGGGCUCGCCUUGCGAUCUCGUGUGCAAUUCCGAGCUACAGCACGUGUUCUGUGAUGCAAUCACUGGCCUUUGCGAGUGCGAGAAGUUCUACCCCGUUCGUCUCGGGCCUACCAAGGGAUGUGCCAAACCCAAAAGACUCGGAGAGCAGUGCUUCUACCGUGCGACAUGCACUUUUGCGGAUCAACAUUCGACGUGUACCCAAGUUCAACACAAUGCGGUGUGCGAUUGCGAAGAAGGAUAUCACAGGGUUGCUCUCUCUAGGCCUAACAAGAAGGUUUUCUGCGCGGAAGAUCUGGUGCUGAUAACUACGGACCUCCCAACCCUACUCUGCAUAGCAUCGGGGAUAGCCAUCUUCACGGCGAUGAUAUGCUUCGUGCUCAAACUAUUCAGCCGGGCGAGGUAUUCAAGGCCGCGGCAUUACGCCAACGCAAACCAUGCGCCACCAAUGCUGUUUUCCAGCGAUACGGGCAUUCCACUGACGCUGCACGGACGACCGUCCUCACGAUCGAGCGAGCGGAGCGGCAGCGCCGGGCCUCUUAGUUGCGCGUUCACCAGGAGGCCCAGCAGUGGUGGUAGCCGCGGACCCCUGGUACCAGCGUCCCGAGCAGGUUCCCGCCGUCCUAGUUUAGCGUCGGUUCACAGUUCAACGUCCUCAUCCCGUAGCUACAGCGCGCGUCGACUCGAGAAAGAAAGGAAUGAUAAGGAGCAGCGCCAGGCGCUUCAAGAUCUUCGACUGUCGAAACAGCGGGAACAAGUGCAGCAACAGCAGCAACAGGUGAUGCCGACACCCAGCCCUAGGACUCCUCAUUCUACGGACGAAUUGCUGCCUUCAGUCGAAGAAGGGAAGGAAGUCUUUUACAACGAGCAAGUACCGACGACGUCAGAUGUAUCAGAGACCGCACCAAUGACGACGAUGACGACAAUGACGAUAACGACGACAAUUACGACGGCGAUAACUACUUCUAACGCGAUCCCAACCCGAAUAGGCGACAUUCCGCCAAUGACAACGCCGACGACGUCCAUCUUCGACACGAGCGUUGCGCCACGGGCUUCCGAUGACAUUUUUCAAGUAUAGUCGGCGGACUCGCACGGUUUAUUGAUAACCUUUUUAUUGUAUUUGCAAGUAUCAAUCAACAGUGGCAUCAACACUACGCUACGGCAUUGACAUGGAGAUGCGCGUACGUUAAGAAAUGCGAAAACACAUUUGCGGAAAGAUACGCGUUAGUAUAAGUAGGUGCAAGAGUAAGUUAAUCAGUACUGUGUCCACGUUAAAAAGUUAACAUUUUUUAUAUAUUUUAUAUGAUGUAUGUGACAUAUAAUCCGAUUACGUCCACGGUGACUUCCUCCCUAAGCAACGAUUAUAUGAAAUAUCGAUUUUUGCAACUUCAAUUAUUAAAAUAUUUGCAAUCUUUUGCGAAAUAUCUGUGUACAUGCUUUUCGAAUUAUAUGUUCGUUCCUUUUAAUUAAACUAUUUUUUUAAUUUUUGAACGUAGUAAUCGGAAUAACAUUAAACAAACAUCUGACAACUGAGUCUGCAUAAUUUAAUCUAUAAUCACAGAAUUUUUAAUUUGACUUCCUUUAACACGCUACGUUACAUCGCGAAAUCGAUUUCACAAUUGACUUUAUAAUGUGGACAAAGUAGAAUUGCAAAUGCAAACGGCACCUUCUAAUUGAACAUGCUUGGGCACAAGUGUACUUAAACGAGUAAGAGGGUGAUGACGUACUAAAACAUAUUUUUACUCGAUUACCUGCGCAGGCAGGUAAAUAAUUAUGAAUGCAACAGGACAUUUGAAGAAGAACAAGAGCUAAUAAAAUAAUUGCAAUGAGAUAAAGCGACGGAUAUUCUUUUUGAAUGUCUCAGUAGUAAUACGAGCGAAGAUACUCGUAGGUAUAUCCGAUCGGAAAUGCUUAUAACUAUGUCUGAGUGUGAGAAAGAUGCAUUUACGCUUAGCCACUUAAUAUGCUAAACCAAUAUUCGAAACCGACAACAGGAUAUUCCAGAAGUACAAUAAAAUUGGGAAAGUGGAAAGAGGAAUAUAGCGUUUCAAUGCUUUGAAGUCGAUGAAUCGGACUUAUGUUAGUUCGAAUAUCAGAUAUGAGUUCUAUAAAAUAGAGAUAUUUUUCAUGAUAACAUAUGAAGAUCGUAAUUAACUAGAUCGAUUAACUAAGUACCUUCGGUAUCGGAAAAUUUCGAAUAGUACAAACUUGGAAUUUUAUGAAAUUCGGUCAAAAGUUAUUUUUAAAGAUCAAUUAUAUAUCGAAAUGAAGAGACAAAAUAAUAUAUCAACUAACGACCGAUGAAAACGUUUUUCAGUCGGUUAUGUGCUCAGUUGCAAAACAGUUUACACAUUUUUAUUUUUCCCAAUAAAGUUGUGACACUCCGGGUUAUUACAAUUGAGAGGCACGUUUACGUAGUAAUCGGUUUUAACGGGAGCUGAAAUAAUGGUAUACGAUGUCAACCUUUUAUUAUACUCUUAUUUGACAGAUAAGAAUGUAAUAAAGGUACUUACGUUUCUCCUGAAUCUUUAAUUGCAAUUAUGAUAUUGGAUAUCUCAUAUAUAUUGUCACUUUGCUUCCCGUCAUAACCAAUUACUGUGCAAACGCGUCAGUAAUGUCUCUCAAUUGUGAUAACUUAAUGUGUUGCAACUUUGUUGAAAAAAAAAGUGUGCAAACUUUUUUACCACCGAGCAUACGUAUAUAUAUUUCCAUUAAAAUAAUUUUAUAUAAUUUACAUAUCAGAAUGUGUCAUAAUUAUGAUAUAUCAAAGAACAUCUGUAUUUGAUGAAAGCAUUGAUUCGCCGAAAAAACAAUGUCAUUCAAAAAAAAAAAAUCCUAUAAAACUUCAUAUAAUUCCCCAGCAAAACCAAGUAACAAUUAUAUAACUGUUAAUUAUAAUUUCCCAGUCAAAAAUAUAAUGCACGCGUUAUAUAACAAUUAUAUAACAGUUAUAUUGUUGAGUGGGAAAUUAUAACAAUUAUAUGACUGUUAUUUGAUGUUUGCUGGGUUCUUCACGAUAUGAAAAUAUAAUCGUACUCGAUUCAAGAUACAAGAACGUUUAUUCAACUGUAUUGAGAUGAAUUAUCAUUAUGUGAGAGACUCGAUUGAGAAAGAGAGAGAAAAUUUCGAUAUCAUACAUGUUCAAUGAUUGUGUGUAAUUGUUGUAUGAUUAUUUGUUUAAGUCAGAUCAUAUGUAAACUCGUGAAAUCGUUUGUCGAAGUAUAACUGCGUAUCAACAAGCCACAAAGCGCUAUUUCGUUCGAUUUCGAUCGAAUAAAGUCGAAUUAUAUUAUAAGUUCUUAGUAAAUCGUCAUAUUAAAUUUUUCAUUCCACUGAAAAAAAUUAUGGUUUGACAGAGAAGCUAGUUAAAAGAACAAUCUCGAUCUCAGAGAUCGAGACUAAAUAUACUUCUGCCCAUAUAUAAGCGAUAAAAAUUAUGCACUAAUUUUCUGUCAUGUAAAUGGAUAAUGUGAUUGUAAGAACUACAAGAAACACACUUUACUGCUGCUAUUGCAGUUCAGUUGUAUCGCUUUCCUACGGAUGGAAUAGCAUUUACAAUAUUGGGCGAAGACUUUUACCUUUCAAUACGAACUUUCCGUUAACUCGUUUUUAGAUAUACGACCAAAAAGAGUGACUUAUUCAUCAAAUAUGAAUACAUACGCGCAUGACGCGGUAUACACAGGCUUCGUUUAUAUCUUUAGAUAACUAACAGCGAAAUGAAUAUGUGGUAGAUAUAUCGUAGUGCAUUUGUUGAAAUUAAUCUACUACUAAUUAUUCUUUGCUACGUAGCAAUGUACACUAUCGAUUAUCAUGUAAAAACGAAACUCAAAAUCCGAUUAUUUAAAUGAAUUUCCUUAAUCGUUGCUUAAAUAUUAACUGAAUUAUUUAACUCAUACGCACAACAUGCGUCGUAUUUUCAUAUUCAAAUGACAAAAGGAUCUCAUCGUCAAGAUGUCUCGUCUGCAUCAUACAAAAAAAGAAAAAAACGAAAAAAGGACACGAUAAAGUUACUCUAUUACGUGAGCGUUAUUUUCCACAAUUUGCGCGUUUGCAAACAUUAAUCAUCGCGUUCCGGAACUGCGUCACGAGCCUUCAAAGUAUAACCCGUGGCCACAAGCUAGAUUCGCAAGUGUAAAACGUAGCAACACAAGUCGUUAAGGAGAGUUAUUACACGGACGGUACGAUCAUAAAUUGAAGAUCGACAGAUUGAGGUGUCAGACAAUGAGAAAGAGAGAAAAGGAUGACGUAAAUAUAUCGUAUUAUUAUAACAAAGCGACGUAUAUCGACAUUCUCGUGUUCGGAUAAUUUACGCUGCCUUUCCCGAGUAAAUAAUUAGAAAAAGAGAAAAGAACGAUGAGCGUUAAACUCCAAGAAGUUCUUACACUUACGACAGCUGUAAUAGCGUGAACGCGCUGCAUAGCAUACGUACUUACAUGCAGAUUCACGUACACUUGACACAGAUGUAAAAUAUGUACGUGUUCGGCAACGAUCGCACCUGGUUAUUAGGCUCGAUCGUAGUCGAUCGGUCUACUAUUAUUAUUAUUAUUAUUAUUGAGAUAAAUGAAGAGGAAUAUAGAGAUGAAUAUAGAGGAGUUAUAUCACACAAAUCCCCAACAGACAGACAAAUAACAAACAAAUACACACACACACACAUGCAUAUACACCUCAUUCUCCCCCUGAAAUACUAAACUCGACUUGCCGCCUGAUUUAUAAAAAAAAAGUCGAUGUACAACGUUAUCGUUUUAUCCCGAUUUUAAAUGUUUACUGUACCAUACGAUUGUAAUAUAGUCGUUGGGCCAAAUAAAGCUCGUUUUUCGAUAUAAGUAUA